Molecule: messenger RNA, 3214 nt
Organism: Toxorhynchites rutilus septentrionalis
Lineage: Eukaryota; Metazoa; Arthropoda; Insecta; Diptera; Culicidae
Gene: Mrtf
Exons: 5
Coding region: 281-3208 (975 amino acids)
Source: RefSeq, a predicted model, not a curated record
CAUCUCAUUUCAAAACAUAAGAAUGUCAUGAGAGAAAAAAAGCUAGGCGUUCGUUUUCAGGGGAAAAAUCGUGUUCAACUCAGCUCUAGAUAGAUUGUAGUGUAUAAUAUUAAUAAGAAUGGAUCCCUUCAUCAUGGCAUCGAAAGAUAGACUAUAAAUAAAUAUACACUUGGGGCAUUGAUAUCUUUUGCAUAAAACAGCUGGAAAUAAAAUUAUAUUAUUUGUUUAUCUCUGUGCAGAAUAAAGUUUUCGAGACGACAAAAACAAAUUCUACAAAGACAUGGACUCAUCCAAUCAACGGUUUGAGAUGGAAUGCUCUGCUUCUCGGGUAUCCCCGCCCAAGUCAAUUAUCGAUUCCACCCCUUUACAGCCCGCAAUGGAUAAAAAUAAGGAAUCUUUGAAGGUUAAACUGUUAGUCAGAAGAACAUUAAAUCAGUUGGUGGAGCAAGGAAUAAUGCCAUCGCUGAAAACAUCACCUGCAAUCUACGAACAGCAAAGGCAACUCGAGCGAGCAAAAACUGGCGACCUGUUGAAGGCGAAAAUCAAACAAAGGCCUGACAGAAUGGAGUUGGAACGGCGACAUAUUCUGGAACACCAAGAAAGCAACAUAGAUCCAAGUAUAGCAGAGAAGAAAAAAAUGCUAGAAAAAGCCUUGUUAGUAGAUCAUCUCAACUCAAAAAUAUCCCAUCGGCCUGGACCACUAGAACUUAUAGAGAAAAAUAUAUUACACGCAGAUGAGCCUAUUGAACGGAUAGUUAAAGAAGGUCUUGUGAACUAUACUUCAACGGAUGAGGCAGUUUCCCCUGCACAAUCAGUGUGUAGUCCGGAAAGCAUGGUCUGCAUUGAGGAUGAUUCGUUAAGUUCAGAAGGGGAAACACAAAAUCUACAGAAACUAGCACCCAAUCGUGUUUAUCUUCUGACACCGCCUCAGACCAUAACUAUCGCCCCUGAAACACUCUCCAAAACAUCCGCUAUCGGUGCAGUCGCCAAUAGGGGUUUCGAACCUUCCAGUUCAAGCGAUUGUACCACAUUUUUGCAAAGAGACGGUAGCUGCACGAAGCAAGAAACCUCCGAUUCAUCUGCGUAUAAUUUUCCGGACACAAACAAAAAAACAAUUUCAGUCUCGUCCACACUGAAAGGAGAAUUGAAAGAUAAGAGCAAAAAAAAGAACAAAAACAAAGCUAUAUCGAAGGCAAGAUCAAUCAAGUUCCACGAAUAUAAAGGUCCCCCAAAUGCGCAGAAACAUUUGGCUUCACAGCAACCGAAUGGUGAAACAAACUAUCAAUUAAUAAUGAAGCAGCAAUACCUUUUGGAGUAUCUUGAGGAAAUCUGUAAGAAUCCCCCUGUUUUUCCGGUCAGUGCAAAAAUGUCAUUCUCGACAACGGCUAAAGAAAAAGAUUCCUGCUCGGCAAUACAAGCAAACGAAUUAAAUUCACUACAAAAACUGCCUCCUGAUCCAGCAACCGAUGUACUUAACAAGCUCAAGGUUUUUCAACUCAAACGAUACUGUAAAAAGUAUAACUUGCCUGUAUCUGGCUCAAAGUCAAGCCUUGUUGAUCGAUUAAAACCAUACCUUCAUUUGAUGGAGAAAAGCCCCGAUUUCGAAGCGAAGUGCGAAACAGAAGCUGCAUGCAGUGGCGGUGGACUACAAGAACAGAAGAGUACCGAAGCAAUGGAAGAAAACUUAUUGAAAGAGCAACAAAAACGAAUUGCUGAGCUUCAGAGACAACUUAAAAAAAGCCAAGAGGAGUUGGAACAGAUUAAAUUGAAACAAAUGAGGUCGCAACAGAAUGAAAGUUCGAGCAUGUCGUUAGAACCAAAACCGGAAAUUAGCGGUUUCGUAGGUAGCAAAGUGAAAAUUGCGUCUCUACCAACUGAUAAAAUGUUAUCUGAUAUGGAUAUAAAAAUAACCGUACAUCUGGAUCCAGGAUCGCCUGACACAAAUAUUGUACCUAAACAGGACCCAGAUUAUGCGAGUAAUGAAAUUAUGUUCAACCUAAUGGAUUCUCAGAACGGUUCGUUGGGAAAUAGUGCUGAUUGCCGGGAAACGUGGAAAACAAAAGACCUUCUUGAGUCUGUCGUUAAUGGUGAUAGCAUUCUACAAUGUAAUGCUGCUUCCCACAAGGGAUUGAAUUUUGUGUCAAAUAAUGAAACUCUUGAUAAAUUGUUGGGACAGGUGCAACCCGGUAUCCCUCAGCUUAGCGACAAAUCUGUACAUUGCUACACUGGAGCCCUAGACACAAGCGUUUGCAACCGACUGAAGGAUUCCCCUAACAAAUCAAGCUUAAAACCCAUUAACGGUAGCGAUGUAGAUACUCCGUUGGUUCUAAAUGACUAUAACGAUGUGGAUCUGCUUGAUUUUCACAUGCACAUAGAUGACACAUGCGACACCCAAUAUGCAAUAUCAAAAUCAGUAGAGAAUGCAUUUCAAAGUAUGGAGCCAAAACAAACAGAAAGCGUUGACAAUAUCGCCAAAAUGAAUUUUGAAUCCGAUAUGCAUGCGGACAGUAACAGUUCAAUGUGUGAUGAUAGUAGAAUGGAGGAUAAGUGCAACAUUUUCAAUGAUUUUGAUGGUCUACGUUUCGUGCAUAAUGAACCAUAUUGCGAUAUAUUUUCGGUGUAUCGAAACGGUGUGAGCGCGGAUUAUACCGAGGAAACGAUGUCUAAGAUAUUUUCAAAAAAGGUUGCAGCAAACGAUAAUGAUAAAAACUACGGCACUAGCAAUACCAUGGCUCCACGAAGUUCUAACAAUACCCAAAGGCAUUCGAAUUUCAGCACCGAGACCCCGAACAUAAAGGACAGUUGGAUGCCUACUGACACACCAUACGACACAACUAAAUUCAAGCCAAUUGCUUCUGAUAGCUUACAGCAAAACACAAACAAUAACCAUGUCGAGAUAAUGAAUGUUACUGGUAACAAAAAUAACUACGACAGGCUGUUUUUUGUAGAAAAUGGAAAGAGCACCAUGUUAAACACUUGCAAUAAUAACACACACGCAGGGCAAGUUAGCCCGAUGGAUUUUGAUAUUUUGUUAUCAAAUAUUGAUUUACCAAUUGCUACUCAAAAUUGUGAUCGAGAAAUACUUGAUGAAAAUCAGGACAAAAUGUUAGAUGAUCUGCAACAAAGUAGUUUACUUGAUUAUUUUAAUGAUGAUUAUGGUAUGCAAAAUGAUACUUUGACAUGUGGAAUAAAUAAUGUUAGUUAUUGAAAUAUA